This is a messenger RNA of Hemicordylus capensis (graceful crag lizard), 8034 nucleotides long. It is a transcript of the gene SYNRG, whose product is annotated as synergin gamma. The record is from RefSeq and is a predicted model, not a curated record. Gene Ontology annotation, cellular component: clathrin coat of trans-Golgi network vesicle. Bases 42 to 4106 code for a protein of 1354 amino acids. NCBI's taxonomy places the organism in Eukaryota, Metazoa, Chordata, Lepidosauria, Squamata, Cordylidae. Gene Ontology annotation, molecular function: protein binding. The transcript has 22 exons.
GCGGCGUCGGGGGCUGCCCCGGAAGUGGCAGCGGCGGCAAGAUGGCGCUGCGGCCGGGCCUGGGCGCUGCCGGCUCGGGCGCCGCCGCCGCUUCUCCUUCAGCCGGGCCGCCGGGAGUCUCGGCCGGAGCAGCGACAGCGGCGGGGCCGGCAGGGAGUCCCGCGGGCCCAGGAGCCGCCGCCGGCCCCAGCAGCAGCUUCAUGUUUCCCGUAGCUGCUGGCCUCAGCCAUCAAGGGAUGAUCUCCAUGCCGCAGCAAGCCUUCUCCAUGGUGUCCGUCCUGCCGCCCAACAUGCUGGGGGUGAAUUACGGGCCUCCGAUCCCUCCCGGAGCGAUGGCCACGCAGGUUUGGGACUCCCGCUUCCGUCUGGGCGGCAUGCCCCUGGGCCCGAUGCCAGCCGCCGGGAUGUCGUACCUGGGGCAGGCGCCCGCCUUCCUGGGGAUGCGCCCGGCCGCUCCUCAGUACACCCCGGACAUGCGGAAGCAGUUUGCCGAAGAGCAGCAGAAAAGAUUUGAACACCAGCAAAAGUUUUUGGAGGAGGAAAGGAAAAGGCGCCAGUUUGAAGAGCAGAAACAAAAGCUCAGGCUCCUGAGCAGCGUGAAACCGAAGAUGGGUGAGAAAAGCAGAGAUGACGCCUUGGAGGCUAUCAAGGGCAACCUCGAUGGCUUUUCCCGAGAUGCCAAGCUGCACCCCACGCCCACCUCUCACCCCAAAAACGCAGAUCUCCCCACACCAUCCCAUUCCACUGUGUCUGUCUCCCACACCUCUGCCUUCCCUGACGACGACGAGUUUAGUGACUUUAUCCAGGGGCCGGCCGAGCCCCCUCCGUUUGCGCCUCCAGCCUCUUCCUGGCCUUUUCCGCCUUGCCAUCCUCCUCCUCCUCCUCCUCAGGCUGGGCAGCGGCUUCCAGAGAGGUUGGCGGCCCAGCCUCUCCCUCCAUUCCAGCUUCCCGUGUCCUCCAUCUUCCAUGGCACCGCUGGGCCGUUGCCUUAUUUCUCCUCUUCUGCAGCUUCACAAAACACUCAGAAAACAGGCGUCGGAGUCUUCCCUUCGCAGGACCCGAUCCAGCCGUUGAUGCCCCCGUGGAUUUACAACGAUGGCUUAGUCCCAGACCUGUACAAGAAGAUUUUAGAAACCACGGUGACGCCCACCGGGAUCGACACAGGCAAACUCUACCCCAUCCUGAUGUCCUCUGGACUUCCCAGAGAGACCCUCGGGCAGAUAUGGGCCUUAGCCAAUCGCACCACCCCGGGCAAGCUCACCAAGGAAGAGCUGUACACCAUGCUGGCGAUGAUCGCGGUCGCUCAGAGAGGCGUCCCCGCCAUGAGCCCUGAGGUCUUGAACCAGUUCCCGUCGGCCCCCAUCCCCAGCUUCGGCACCCUCUCCAUGGCGAUCCCCGUCACGGUGAGCCAGCCGCCCAGGACGCCCGCCGGCCCCCCGGGGUCCAUGCCUCGGGGCAUCGGGGCAGCGGUCGUGGGGCUCGGCCUGGCGGCGCCGGUCGGAGGAGCUGCCCCACAGCCUGCCGGCGGCUUCUUGCCGUCUUUCACGACCAGCCAGGCAGCCAAACCCGACGACGACUUCCAGGAUUUCCAAGACGCUUCGAAGUCCGGGGGCCUGGACGACACCUUUCCCGAUUUCCAAGGAGAAGGGCCUGGACCCAGCAUGGCGACCCCCGCACACCACCGGACCAGUGCUCCUUCGAUGCUGAUGCCACUUUCCGGCCCCAAGAUGCCACCUCCCGUGGACAAAUACGCUGCCUUCAAAGGGAUGGCCUCCGAGAAGCCCGCUGAAGCCCCGUCUUCGCUCAGAGAUUAUGGAGACAAAUACAGCGCUUUCCGAGAGCUGGAGCAGCCCCCCGAGAGCAAACCCUUAGGAGACAGCUUGGCGGGAUUCGGCUCCCCGGGGGCAGGCGGCGGCGGCGGCUUCACCGAGUUCAAGACCGCCGACAGCAUCUCACCACUAGACCUGCCCACCAACGAGAAGCCGUUCCCCCCUCCUUUCUCUGCGCUCCAACCGCCCCCAGCCAAGCCUUCUCUGAAUCUGGCCGACCUGGACCUCUUCUCCGCGGCCUCUUCCGAAGAGAGCAGGCCUCUCCCCUUCCCGGCCGCCUACCACUUGCCGAAGCUGCCCUCUUUCCCCACCCCUCCGCUCUCGGCGGCAACGGCGGCCGCCGCCACUUUGCCCAUCCCUGGCCACGGCUCGGGGCUGGCUGACAACUUUGCUGACUUCAGCCUUUUUGGGGGGUUGUCCAGUUGCACCUCCGCCGCCGCCGCCGCCACUCAGGACGAAUUUGCAGACUUCAUGGCUUUCGGUCAUGGCCCUGCUGGUUCCGAGCAGAAGCCGGAGGAGAGACCCAGCGUGCCGAAGCGAGAGGCCAGCCCCGGGCCCCCAGCCCCGGCGGCCAAGAGCGGGCAGAGUCCCGCCGCCACCGCCCCCUCCAAGUACGACAUCUUCAAGCAGCUGUCUCUGGACAGCCCCGGUCUGGGCUUCGAGGAGGCCAAGGACCACACGCCCUCGUCGGUGAAGAGCGAGGAGGACUUUGCCGACUUCCACGCCAACAAGUUCUCCUCCAGUUCCGAAAGAUCCCUGGUGGACAAGCUGGCGGCGUUCCGGCAGGCCAAAGAGGACUCGGCCUCGGUCAAGUCCCUGGACCUCCCGUCCAUCGGGGGCAGCAGCGUGGGCAAGGAGGACUCCGAGGACGCCCUCUCGGUCCAGUUUGACAUGAAGCUGGUGGACGUGGGGGGCGACCUGAAGCACGUCCUCUCCGACAGCUCUUUGGAUCUGCCGACCGUGAGCGGCCAGCACCCGCCGGCAGCAGAUCUGGACGACUUCAAGUGUGCCCCCUUCGGGAGCUGCGGCAGCUUCCCCAGCUACGACUGGUCUGACAGAGAGGACGCCGGCCAGGCCAAGCAGGCCUCCGCCUCCCCCUGCCCCCUGCCCCCGGGAAGCGGGCCCUCCUUGGCCACCUCCGUCCUCCAGAAGAAAGAGACUUUCUUCGGCAGCUCGGAGAACGUCACCAUGACCACUCUUUCCAAAGUGACUACCUUUGCCGGUGAGGGGGCUUUCCGGGACGCGACGUUCCCGCCCUUUGCUCGCUUCCAGGAUUCUGAACCGCAAGACGCCGAAGACUUCGGGGCGUUUGCCCGGCCGUCGGCGGAAGCGCCGGCCAAGGGCGCCAUCGGCCCAGAAGCCGUCUCGGCCGCCUUCUCCUUGGAAGCGGCCAGAGAAGGCACCGACGACUUCGGAGAAUUCCAGAGCGAGAAGCCAAAGAUCAGCAAGUUUGACUUCCUGCUGGCGAACUCCCAAGGAAAAGUGAAGUCUAGCGAGGAAAUGAUCAAGAGCGAGAUCGCCACCUUCGACCUCUCGGUUCAGGGAUCCCACAAAAGGAGCUUGAGUCUGGGGGACAGGGAGAUCAUCCACUCCUCGUCCCUGGAGCAGCCUUUCCGAGAUCGCUCCAACACGCUCAGCGAGAAGCCCGCUCUGCCUGUCAUCCGAGACAAAUACAAGGACCUGACCGGGGAGGUCGAGGAAAGUGAGAGGUACGCCUACGAAUGGCAGCGGUGUUUGGAAAGCGCCCUCCAAGUGAUCCGGAAGGCCAACGACACCCUGAACGGGAUCAGCAGCUCCUCGGUGUGCACCGAAGUGAUCCAGUCGGCACAAGGCAUGGAAUAUUUGCUCGGCGUCGUCGAGGUGUACAGAGUCGCGAAGCGCGUGGAGCUGGGCAUCAAAGCCACGGCGAUCUGCAGCGAGGCGCUCCAGCGGCUGCUGAAGGACAUCGACAAGACGUGGAACAACCUGAUCGGCUUUAUGUCGCUGGCUGCGCUGACGCCAGAUGAGAACUCCCUGGAUUUCUCCUCCUGCCUGCUUCGCCCAGGCAUCAAAAAUGCCCAAGAACUGGCUUGCGGGGUGUGUCUCUUAAAUGUCGAUUCGAGAAGCAAAAAAGAAGAGAAGCCCGCCGAGGAGCGCCCGAGAGAAGCCUUUCAUUCCGACACGGACCAUUUCAAGCUGGCGUACGGAGGGCAUCAGUACCACGCCAGCUGCGCCAACUUCUGGAUCAACUGUGUGGAGCCCAAACCCCCCGGACUCCUCUUGCCGGACCUGCUUUGAGGCGGAGGGGCCUGGAUCCGGGCGGGCGGGCGGGGGAGGCCGGCGGCGCGGGAACCCUCCUCGCCUGGGGGCCGGCAUAUUUCUAGACUCUGCGUUUCAGACGAGCCACGGCGGACCUCCGGAUUCCGCGGGAAGGACGUGGCCAGAAAGACUCAGACGUAAUUGGAGGGUGUUGUCUCGGGGGCGUGUGUGUGUGUAUGUGUGUCUUGCACGGAGGCAAAAGCGGAAUCUCUUGAGUAGACUUGGACAAGCACGGUCUCUUCCAGGCGGGGCAACUUGGCGUUCCUUCAUGAAGGUGGGAGUGGGGAGACCCAAAGCCCCCUUCCCCAGCCCUGCUUUCGAGAGGGAAAAGUGGGGCGCUCUCCAUUUCAGUCGGCUGCAUCUCCCGGCGGGGCAGAGCUCGGUGGCGUGAGGCUGGCGUCUUCAACCCGUGGCCCUUCUGGCUCAGAAACCUGCUUUCUCUGUGUGAACAAAAAAACCUCCGCGUCUGGUGUCCAAAGUGUGGGGCGGGACGCGGUCCGGGAGGGUAGCGCGGGAGGUCUUCUUCCCGAGGGCCUGACCCCAACAGAGGCUUCCCAGCUCGGCUGCGCCUGAAGAUGACCUCUUCGGCAAACCCUCUGACAGGCCGUUUCUCAAAGGCCGCCCCCUUUCCCCCCUCUCCAUGGUUGCUUUGGUAAGGAGGCUGUCUUGCCUCUGGGGUGCGCCUGGGAGAGGGCGAGGAUCCAACCCGAUCCGCCGCUCUUUCCCCUUUCUCGUUCGGCUUCCAUGCCGCACCGAAAUUUGAGCGGGUCGUCUUCGUUGGGCGUGACGAGGCCAGAUGUCCUAUUCGCAUGGGUUUUUAAAAAUUACUGUCUUUUCGUCGGGAAGUCGCCCGCGAGGUUCGAACUCGGCACCCUUUUCUUCGUGACCUCGCUUUUGUCCCGGGUUGGCCCAAAGUUGGGUUGACCCCCGUCACUGCCGCUUUCCCAGGCUGUGUCCGGCCACACUUGGACUGCUGUUCGCAUGAGUGCCCUUGCAAGGAGGUUUUCCUGACCACCCCGGGGGUCAGGGGCAUGGGGGCAUCUCUGGCAUGUACCUGGCUGAGGCCAAGAUCCGCGGGAAGAGCAGAAGGCUGGAGGUACCGUUUCCAAGCUGUGUCACGGCACAGCGGCAGGGCUCCUCUAGAGUAGCCUGGGGAGUCAGCCGUGCGUGGCUUUUCUCACAGGGCAAGAGAAGAUGUUCAGAUGUCCUAUUCUUGCCUCCCACCUCCCCCCCACAUCCGUGUGACCGCAAGGAAUCCCACCCAGUUUCCCAGCCUGAGUGGGGUUAAGUGCUUGUCGCUUUGGCUGGGAGCUUGGGAGGGGAGAUCGUUGCACACCCCAUAUCUCGAAUCUUCCUUUUUGAGCAAGCCCUUCUACCCCUUGUAUUGCAACCCACUGGGGGAGUUCUUAUUUUCCAUCUCCCCCCCCCUUUUUUAAAAGGAGGCAGGAGUAGCUCAUCCUAAAGGGGUGGGGGCGGCAAAGGAGGCCAGGUUGUCUCUCCUUUCCGGACUCGGUUUGCUCCUCUCCCUCCCAGCCCAGGGUCCACGAGAGCCAGCCUGCAGGCAGGAGAGAGAGGAGCAAACGGACGAACUCGUGGUUGGGUGUGUGUAAUUCUUACCACACCCGAUCAAAGCACCGAUAGGGCUUGGCUGGCUGGCGAAGGCCCGGCUCUGGCCGCAUGAAGUCGCCUUCAGACAACACACAUCCACCCCUCGACGAAGGUGGAGAAAAUGGCCUCGUGGAAAAGGGAUGUGAAAACGAGCCCCCCCCCAGUAGCGUGUGAUAACUGGGUCCAACUGAGGACUGAAAACGGGGCUACCCUUUGCCUCCCCCACCCCCCCUCCACAGCAGGAGGAGGGAUUGGAAUGUCCUUGGUGGCCACUGAUGAGCGCAGGUGCAUCGGGCUGUUGCUCGCCAGUCUGUGCUGUGGGGCGGUCGUGUGUGGCUGACGCCCCCUGAAGCUUCCAGGGAGAAGCUGCAUCCCUUCCACUUCUUUCCUCCAGUGCAGCCACAGUGGGCCUCCUUUUGGGAGAUGCGUUGUCAAGGCCCCAACCCAGCCAGUGUGGAAAUCGCCUGCAUUGGCUGAAUCGGACACCGUGCAGGGCGGCUCCCCUGGGCAAGGGAGGAGAGGUGUGCGGUGGGUCCCGCCGCCCCAGUCCACUCUCCGACCACCAGGGAUCCAAAGGUUGCUGGAGCGUCAGCUCCAGAGCCCUUGGCCUCUGCCACCCUCCCUGGUUCCCUCCUGUGGCCCCUCCAGCGGGUCUCUUGGCCUGUGCCGUGCAGAGCCGGGUUUGCUGAGGAGUGCCUGCCCUGGACAGAGAGGAGGGAAAACAGCCGACCGCAUGGCGUUCCUGACGAGUCUACCCAAGGGAGCUCUGCUCGGCUCUUCUUCGGCAGGCACUUUCCUUUGUGUUCUCGUGGCACGGAUAAUCCCAUGGGCGGGGGGAGGCGGCAGCAGGCAACCCCCUGGGCAGACCUCCCGGACUCCGCGCUUUGCCCGCCUCCUCCGCAAUAAUUAUUCUGGUGGUCGCCAGGGACCCCGUGGCCUUGGAAACCGUCUCCAAGGUGACUGUGUGUCUCCGGCUCCCUUGUGCUUUUCCUCCCUGGAAUGGAGGCCCGGGUUCCCCGUGGCGGGCGGAGCCUUGGGCUGCUCCUCGGCGAAGCAAGAGGCACCCUGCGGGUCUGUGCGUGUGCGGUUUUUGUGUCCCUGCGUGGGGUGGCGUGGGGCGCCUCUGUGGGGCCCUGCCUUCCCACUCCCUCCCUGGGCACACAGCUGGCUGGCGGGCUCUGCUUCGUCCGUUUCUUUCAAAACGGCCGUUGAUAUCCCCAACCCUGCCGUUCUGCUUGGUUUCCUUGACUUGGCAUGAACCCAGCCAUAUUGUGUCUCCCGGAGCGUCCAGCUCAUGACUGUGUCCACGGUGGGAGGAGGAAACCAACGCUGAAAAGCAACUCCCUCCAUGUUCACAAGCCGCCGUGAGCAGAGAGAGAGAGGCCUUGGCAGGGUGGGGCGAGUCAGCCCAGCCUCUUGAGACGCAAGGAGGCAUCGCAGUGGCCUUGACUAGCCCACCCGCAUUUCAAGUUCUCUCGCCUGUUGUUGGCAGUAGAACUGGACAACCCUCCUCCUUGUUUCCUUCCCACGGGACCCCAAGUGCCCUGUCCGCCGUUCCAAGGUGCCUCCCGUGGCCCAUGGCGGUGGCGUCUAGUGUGGCGGCUUGUCUAGAGACGGCCGGACUCCUUCGAAAGGACGUCCUGCGCCGUACAUGGGAUGGUGGGAAGGGAGGACGUCCCACCCGGCCUCCUGUGUGACCAGUGAGUCCCAGUUAAGUCUUGUUUGUUCCCAGUGGGCUCUGAGCACUCCCCAAAUGGCUCCGGACUGGAGUUCUCGAGAACUCUGCAAUUGGCUUUCAUGUCUGGGUUUGGGGAGGGGUUUCGAUGAGCAAGCCGUGCCGUAAAUAUGUACGCGUCAUGAGACGGGGGUCUGCCCCAUGGAUAUGUGCUCCUGUGAACUGCAUAUUGAACAAUGGGGAAAGGAUGCAGCUCUCCAAGGAUAAGAAGCUGGAAUUGCCCCCCUGCCUUCAACCCGUCUUUUCUCCUCCGUUUUAUUGAAUCGGGAGCUUUCCCCAGAUGGGCCUCAGAAGGGCCGCAUCGGGGCGAGGCGGCCAUCUUGAAAGGCCUCGGAUCUUCUCCCUCGUGUCUCGGCUGCCUCGGAAACGAUUCUGUGGCUGUCGGAGUGUGAUUUAGGCUCUUGUUGUAUCGUGUGGUGUGGUGUCGCUGAUCUUUUUAAAAACCUGGAGGGAAACGGCUCUUUUUAAACCUGGUCUCCUAAACCCGCAACCCCGUACCACUCUUAUUGGCCCCCUGUGCAAUGUCCCGAUGCUCAAUAAAGAACUCUGGUUUCAGAAAAAGGA